AUGUCCGACAACAAGAUCUCAAAGGUUGCAGCCACUGCCACUGCUGCCGUCAUGGCCUCCUCCAACGCUGCGCGGUCUGCCAACAUUGAGUCUACGCCUUCGAUGUCAUCGGCCUUUCUCGGCAGUCUUCCCGUCACCAGCGAGACAUCUGUGGGCGUGGCGAGUGCGCUCAAUACAGCACCCACGACUGCAGCGCCCACUUUUCAUGCCAACAGGCUCCUGGCCUCCGCCGCGUCCGCAGCAGCCAGCGUGGCGAACCAGGCAACAAACAAGCCUAUUACAGCCUCUUCCUUUGCUGAGACUCUGAGGCGCUUCUUCUUCAAUGAGAUCGAGCUCCCGCCCCUUCCGGAAAAGCACAGAAACCUCAUCAUCGCUCUGACCACCGGUGUUGCAGCAGGGAGCGCACUCUGGUCCUGGUACAGGGCGCACAUCAAUCGGCAAGAUCGCAAGGACAAGAUUGAAUUCGCCAUGUGCGAGAUCAUACAAUACUGCGAGACAAUGCCGGAGGAAGAGUGGGAGGCGGGUCUGAAUGACCCUGAGAACUUUAUAGGAUUGCUCCAUCUUGAGAUUGUCAGAAACACGAAGAAGAUCUUGGAUAACUCGGAACGCAACAUUGUGUUGGCCAAGUGCAAGCGUCACAUUCACAAUCGAUCUGACGCCCAUUUUCGUCAGAGGAAGCGUCAGAAGAGGCAGGCUGUGAGGGAUGCGGAGGUGGAGGCCGAGUACGAGAAACUUUUGGAAGAAAGUGGCAGCCAGGUCCAGGUACCGCAAAAGGGGGCUUCGGUGAAAGAGGCGGGACCCCUUCUGGGAGGUCCGAAGCUCACCCCAGGACCGCGGCUGGCGGGCAGGAGGCACAAAAAUAUCGAGUGGCAUCUAAACAAUGGAUCUGGUGGUGCCACACCGGGACGGAAGACGAUACCUCAUUAUCCAGGUCGCGGGCCCUUCACACCGAGUGUACACAACCCGCCAAAGAACGGUCGGAGACCAUCAUCACGACCGAAGCAUUCUCAUAGUCCGGCUAUACCGUCUCCUUUGACUAGGACCCCAGAGGCCCCAUCAUCCGAGAGCCAUACACCAGCUGGACCUCCACCGGUAGUAGCUCCUGAGGUUGGUACAUCAAUUGCCAACUCACCGAUUGCGUCACUCAAGGGCGGUACUCCGCCUGGCUAUCCGCCCAACCAGUCGCCUGCAGAUGGACCCCAAGAGGGGCUUCGAAGUUCGCCACUUCCUCUGCCACUAUCGUCUACCCCCACAUCAUCAAAGGGUAGAAAACAUAGCAGGUCUUCUUCUUCUUCUUCUUCUAGUAACGAUGACGACGAGGUGCCUCCCAGACAGCCUCGAACACUUCUAUCGGCUGGACACACUCGAACACAACUGGGUCCAUCCGUCGGAGGCAAAACCCUGACCACCACUCAGAUCAUCGCCAGGGCUUUCGACCCCAAUGCUCUGGGCAACAGGCCCUACCAAUCGCCUGUCCCCGAAAAGAGGAAGAAGCUCGGCCUAGACAAGUCUGGUCGACCGGGGAAGCGUUCGCGGUCGGGGGACUUUUCCGUCAUGUCGGAGAGGGACAACGAAGAAAGAAUGUUCGCAACCAUCUUCGAAGGCGCGUCUCCACAGGUCGACCCUCCUGCGGGUGUUCCUACGUACCGAGUCAGCGAGAGCAAGGGAUACUGGAGGGAAAUCCUCAAGCAGAGGGGGCUGCGGGAGUUGCAGCGCAGAAUCUUUGGAACGGCGCCGGCGCAGAAGGUCCAGGAGCCUGUGGAACAGGUAGCUGAAGAAGCCUCUCCGGUUGAACGAUACCAACAAGAUGAGGAGGCCCAAAUGAUGGAAGACAUUUUCAACUAUGAAGACCAUGCGAGCGAGCAGCUGGUGGGUGAAGAGCCCAUGGACGAAGAGACUGGAGCUGGCGCUCCAAGCUCUGAUGUCAAUGCAGCACCCACGACAUCAGACCUACUUGGGGUGGCCGAAGAGAUUCUGGACGCUAAGCUCCAGGAGGCCGAACGGGGCAUGGAAGAAGGAGUGCGUUGGGAGCAGCAGACGUCAGUAAAUGACGAAGUCAACGAGGCUCCAGUACCGUCAUCUCCUCCACGACCUUCUUUGCCGUCUCCUCCACGACCUUCUUUGCCGUCUCCUCCACGGCAUUCUCCCUCGGCACCUCCUGCUAAUCCAACGGUGCCUGUCUUGUUGGUUCCAGUCGCGGCUGCUGUCGCUGUUGCUUUCUCUACACCAGCAGUCCAGCGUUUGUCUCCACAGGGUACACAGACUGUAGGAAUCCAGCAGCAGCCCGCCGAGUACCAGUCUUCGACUGUCACUGCACCCCAAGAGCCCGCUGAAUCCCCACAGCGCGAUAUCCUGGGAAGACAGUCGCAACAACUAGAAACCGUCGAAGAGGUCGACGAGGGACUAUCACCGUCGCCAGCAGCCGAAGCUGCGACAGCAGCAGAUGCUCAGAUACAGGUAAAGGUGGAAAGUCCACCAGACAUGGCUCCUCCAGCCAGAAACACACGCACAGCUGCCGCGCGCCGUGCAUCCACCAACCCCCCAUCCUCCUCUGUGUCGGCUCUACCCACCCCGAGCCGUCCUCCUCGCCGACUCUCUGCGUCUAGGAUCCCGACCGGCACGCGGCAGGUACCUCGUCCGAGACCAGCGCCUGUCAUGGAAGCCCCGCCUGCCCCGCCAGCUCCCAAGCGGAGGGCAUCGGUGGCUACGCCUGCUCCCAAGAGGAGAACACCUGCGGCCAAAACAGCUCCUAAGAGAAGAACACCUGCGGCUACGCCAGCAACGCGCAGGGAACCGACGGCUGCACCGGUGGCUGAACCGGCUCCUACGCCUGGGACGAGGCAGAGUUCGCGAGUGACGAGGUUCAAGGAGAUCCGGAAGAUGGACCGUACACUCUUGACGGGUGCGUUAUGA
Molecule: messenger RNA, 2913 nt
Organism: Plenodomus lingam JN3
Lineage: Eukaryota; Fungi; Ascomycota; Dothideomycetes; Pleosporales; Leptosphaeriaceae
Source: RefSeq, a predicted model, not a curated record